UCUGCGCGUACGCAUCUGAAGAUAUACCCCGAGCGCCGUGUACUCGGAGUCAGUUAAGCGCGCGAUUCGAAACGUUCCACAUUCGAAUUUUAUUUAUUUUUAAGUUCGUGCAGCCGUGAUAAAAUUAACUGACAGUUCUGUCUUAGUUUUUCUGUGUUUUCGUGUUUUAAAAAAAGAUAAAAAACCCCAGCCAUGGACCCGCUCGUAGUUGACGUUGUUCAUUUUUACCCGAAGGAGAACUCUCAGACACAUUACACUGUCAAAUUCGAAGUGAUAAAUGAUGAGAACCCCACCACUGCUAUCGUGCGCCGUGGUCAACCCUUCAACGGAGUGGUGCGAUUCACCAGACCCGUUGACGAGAACGAGGAUGUAGUGCAACUGGUGUUUACCCUGGGGGAUAAGCCACAGAUGGACACCCAAGGUUCCAUCUUCUUGAAGCGAGAUGUGCUACCAGAUAAGUACAGCUGGUCAGCAAAGAUACUGGACGUGCAAGGAGACACCAUUUCCUUUGAGGUGUCAACUCCUGUAAAUCUACCGGUUGGAGUUUGGGCUCUGCGUGUAGUUACAAGGAUGAAGAGUUCACAAGCGAGAGAAGUUUAUGACUUCGACCAGGACUUGUACAUCCUUUUCAACCCUUGGAACCCAGAUGACCAAACUUAUAUGGAAGACACUAACCUAUUACAAGAGUACGUUUUGAAUGACGUCGGCAAAGUAUGGGUUGGUCCUAUCAAGACAACCAGAGGGAAGCCGUGGUUCUAUGGGCAGUUCGACAGUAUUGUACUACCAGCGACUAUGUUCCUGUUGGACCGAGCUGAAAUUCCUUUCCACCAACGUGGAGACCCAGUUAAGAUGACCAGGGCUAUUUCCCGUAUCGUAAACUCCAACGAUGAUGGUGGCGUCCUCAUAGGGCGUUGGGACGGUCAAUACGAUGAUGGAACAGCUCCAUCAGAAUGGACUGGCUCCGUGGAUAUCCUCGCUCAAUACCUGGAGACGCAACAGGAGGUGGCCUACGGACAGUGCUGGGUCUUCGCCGGUGUGGUAACCACAGUAUGCCGUGCCCUCGGAAUUCCAUCCCGAGUUGUCUCUAACCUGGUGUCGGCUCAUGACGCCAACUCUUCCCUGACUGUCGACAAGUACUACACUGAGACUAUGGACGAGCUGGACUUCGACCCCAACAACCCUCAGGGCGCUGACUCCAUCUGGAAUUACCACGUGUGGAAUGACGUGUGGAUGGCGAGACCUGAUCUUCCAGCAGGCUAUGGUGGCUGGCAAGCAAUAGAUGCCACUCCUCAAGAAACUUCACUAGGAAUGUAUCAGUGCGGUCCAGCUUCAUUAGAAGCCAUCAAGCAAGGUGUAAUCGGUUUGAACCACGAUGUUGAGUUCAUGUUGGCGUCCGUUAACGCAGAUCUGAUGAGAUGGAGGAAGGAUCCUGAUUCUGAAAGCGGCUUUUCGAUGGUUGACACCAAUAAUUAUCAUAUCGGUCGUAUGAUCCUCACGAAAAAGCCGUUUGUAUUCGACCCUCUGGGAGACGAAGACAGAGAGGACAUUAUUGGACAGUAUAAGUACAAAGAGGGAACUGCCUCCGAAAGAUUGGCUCUCAUGAACGGCGUGCGGUACUCCGAAAGGGCAAAGAGAUACUACGCUGUAGCUGGUAGCGCAACCAAUGACGUCACCUUUAAGAUGAGGGACAUCGACACCGUACUCAUCGGAAAGGACUUCAGAGUCAUUUUCGACAUCGAUAACAUUUCUAAUGAGGGUCGUAACAUCAAGGCUGCUCUGUCAGCUACGACUGUAUUCUACAAUGGUGUGAAGGCUGAGCUCGUGAAGAAGAUAGAAGGGAAAGUUUUCGUAGGACCUCAAAAACAUGAGCAAGUCAGUAUCCUUGUGAAAGCAGAUGACUAUCUGCCUAAAUUGGUGGAGUACUGCAACAUGAAGAUCUCAGCUAUGGCAAUCGUUGACGAAACCAAACAAUCCUGGGCUGAUGACGACGAUUUCCAAAUUCUCAAGCCCAAUAUUAGUAUUAAGUUCAACGAGGACCUGAUCCUCAACCAGCCCGUGACGGCCGUGCUGUCGUUCGUCAACCCGCUGGAGCGCGCGCUGACGGGCUGCGAGUUCCGCGUGACGUCAUCGGGCGUGGCGGGCCGCACGCUGCGCAUACCCGCCGACGACGCGCCGCCGCACGGCCUCGUGUCCGCGCAAGUGCCCGUCCUGCCGAACAAACUUGGUAUGAUCAGCUUCGUGGCAACAUUCAAGUCGACAGAACUGAAGGACAUAAACGGCGCAGCGAGUGUUGAAGUGUUCGAAGGAUAAACGAUCUUAUUUCUGAUACGUUAAGGUUUACUUUUAAGUGAUAUGUUUACUAAUAGGUUAUAUAUUGUAUUAUUUUUUUUUAUCAAA
Messenger RNA from Melitaea cinxia (Glanville fritillary), 2397 nucleotides. Its product is annotated as hemocyte protein-glutamine gamma-glutamyltransferase-like. Gene Ontology annotation, biological process: peptide cross-linking. The coding region runs from base 193 to 2310 and encodes 705 amino acids. NCBI's taxonomy places the organism in Eukaryota, Metazoa, Arthropoda, Insecta, Lepidoptera, Nymphalidae. The transcript has 15 exons. Gene Ontology annotation, molecular function: protein-glutamine gamma-glutamyltransferase activity. The record is from RefSeq and is a predicted model, not a curated record.